CGGAGUGCCCGGUGCGUUGUGGAUAAAAUUUAUUAAAUUUAUUAAUAAAUUAGUGAUUUAUUAAUUUUUGUAUUUACAGUAUAUAUCAAGCAUAAUUUUCAAAAAUGGUCCAAGAAACCGAAUGCAAAUUAAACGGUUCCUGCCAGCGUCCCUCAAACCCUGAGGAAACUAAUGUAAUCCACGGUCCAGCCGCGCCUGCCAACGAAGGUUUGAGGGGCUUUGGAGAAGAAAUUUAUGACAGGAUAGUUUUACAUGGCAACAGAGUAUCCAUGAUCGACGGAGACACCGAUCGCUCCACCACCUUCGACGCCCUUCGUGCACGCAGUGCAGCAAUUGCUCUAGCCUUAAGGGCUCGUGGAGUGACCAACAAAGACGUCAUAACUUUAGUAGAACUGACCACAGAAGACUCUUUUGCCAUUGUUUUGGGGAUAAUUUUCUCAGGAGCCACUUUAGGGAUGUUGGAUGGAGCCUGGACAGUCCCAAACACUGCCAGUACCCUACUACCUUUAUAUAAACCAAGGGUUCUGUUUACACAUGUUCAGUGUCUGGAUAAGGUCAGGAAGGUUCUGAAGGACUUUCCAGAGCAAUUGGGACAGACCGAGUUGGUGGUUUAUGGUUAUGAAAAUGAAAACGAGUGCCAAGGUGCUGUUUCGAUUGAUAAAUUUGUUGCAGAGUAUGAUGAAAAUGAUGUCCAAAAUUUCAAGCCAGCAAAAGUCGAAGACACAUCCAAAACUCCUCUCCUGAUUUUGUGCACCAGUGGAAGUACAGGAGUUCCCAAAGGAGUUGUCCACAAUCACAAAAACAUCAAUGACGUCAUCUUGGCAGCAGGAGCACUGUUUCCUCAAGCUUUAUCCUUGUUCACAAACGCACCAUGCUAUUGGACUUCAGGCAUCUACAUGUUUCUUAUAUCUUUAUAUGCAGGCAACAAAAAAAUUUAUACGAAAAAACCAUUUAGUGAACUCAACGUACUUGGGCUUGUCCAAAAAUACCAGAUCAACGCCUUGUUUUUAUCAAGUUUUCAAGUUUCACUUAUCAAUCAGCAUGAGAAGACACCAUCCUAUGAUUUAUCUUCGGUUUAUAUAGUUUUAUGUGGUGGUUCAAGACUUUCCGAUGGCCAAAUUGCAAAGUUGCAGUCUAGGUUGCCAAGAGGAGUUGUCCUGUUGGGUUAUGGAAUGACAGAAAUGUGUGCUGGUGUUGGCCUAAAUCCAAGAGACGAGCCUAAAGCUGGUUCAGUUGGUAAAUUGGGUUCAGGAUUGUCUCUCAAGGUUCUGGAUUUAGAAACGGGCCAACCCUUGGGCCCAAACCAAACAGGCGAGAUAUACAUGCGAGGGCCAGUAAUGUUGGGCUACUAUUCCAAUCAGGCCGCCACUGACGAAAUCAUUGACCCAAAAACCAGAUGGCUCCGGACCGGAGACAUUGGCCAUUACGAUGAGGAAGGAUACGUCUUCGUAACUGAUCGGCUGAAGGAGAUCGCUAAAUAUAAAGGACUCUACAUAAAUCCAAGUGACAUCGAAGAAAUCCUUUUAGAGCACCAAAGUGUAAAAUCGGCCUGUGUAAUAACUGUCCCUCAUGACGAGAACUUGCGAUUUGGUUGUGGCCUUUGCAGAACUUAG
Molecule: messenger RNA, 1613 nt
Organism: Ctenocephalides felis (cat flea)
Lineage: Eukaryota; Metazoa; Arthropoda; Insecta; Siphonaptera; Pulicidae
Product: luciferin 4-monooxygenase-like
Exons: 10
Coding region: 105-1613 (502 amino acids)
Biological process (GO): long-chain fatty acid metabolic process; fatty-acyl-CoA biosynthetic process
Molecular function (GO): long-chain fatty acid-CoA ligase activity
Source: RefSeq, a predicted model, not a curated record